UAUAUAGUCAGGUGAAGAUUGUCUCUGUAGAGGCUUCUGGAUGUGGUUGUAGGAAGCAUGGACUGUGCAAGCUCGCACUGAAGGAGGACAAUAGGAUGGACUUACAGUCUUGAAAUAGAGUGUUUGGAAGAGCUGACCUUGGAGCAGAGCAUUGCCGAGUAUCUGAAAGAUGUCAACGACCCUCGCUGCUGCUCGGAGACCUUGGGGAUGACCUGCACCCACUAGCAUGCCUGGAUGGUUCAAAAAGGCGUGGUAUGGGCUGGCGUCUUUACUCAGCUUCUCCUCCUUCAUCCUGAUCAUCGUUGCCCUGGUAGUGCCCCACUGGGUGAGUGGGAAAAUCCUUUGUCAGACUGGAGUGGAUCUGGUCAAUGCCACAGACAGAGAGCUGGUCAAGUUCAUUGGGGACAUUUACUACGGGCUCUUCCGAGGGUGUAAGGUGCGGCAGUGUGGGCUCGGGGGCCGCCAGUCCCAAUUCACAAUCUUCCCACACCUGGUGAAGGAGCUCAACGCAGGCCUUCAUGUGAUGAUUCUGCUGCUCCUCUUCCUGGCCUUGGCCCUGGCUCUGGUCAGCAUGGGCUUUGCCAUUCUCAACAUGAUCCAGGUCCCAUACCGGGCAGUCAAUGGUCCUGGGGGCAUCUGCCUAUGGAAUGUCCUGGCAGGCGGCGUCGUGGCAUUAGCCAUCGCCAGCUUCCUGGCUGCAGUGAAAUUUCACGACCUGACGGAACGAAUCGCCAACUUUCAGGAGAAGCUCUUCCAGUUUGUGGUGGUGGAAGAACAGUAUGAAGAGUCGUUUUGGAUCUGCGUGGCCAGCGCUUCGGCCCACGCCGCAAACUUGGUCGUGGUGGCGAUCAGUCAAAUUCCCCUCCCUGAGAUUAAGACCAAAAUCGAAGAGGCCACAGUCACGGCUGAGGAUAUCUUGUAUUAAUAGCCUUCCCCUGUUCACACCCUGUCCUAAGUCAGUUCUGUGUGUGAAUGGAGUCCUCAUGUUUUUGCAGCCUUCCCACUCCAUCAUGGCUAUGUUCUCAGCAGUAAGAAGAAGGAUGUGAAGGACCAAGGCUGUUACCUGGGCCAGAAAAGAAAAACUUGCCUGGAAUCCCCAGCGUCCUUGCAUUCCUCUCUCAUGACCUUGGAGUUCAAGUUGCAGCUGGAGACUGCCACUUGCCAGCUGUGUGUGACAUUAGACAAUUCACUUAAUGUCUACGUCUCUGUUUCUUCAUCUGUAAACUAACAGAUGUUCACAGUAACAACUUCGCAGGGCUGUUGUGAAGUUUAAAUGGGUGAUGAUAUUGCCAGA
This is a messenger RNA of Symphalangus syndactylus (siamang), 1294 nucleotides long. RefSeq names its product clarin 2 (gene CLRN2). NCBI's taxonomy places the organism in Eukaryota, Metazoa, Chordata, Mammalia, Primates, Hylobatidae. The record is from RefSeq and is a predicted model, not a curated record.